Molecule: messenger RNA, 2132 nt
Organism: Marmota monax (woodchuck)
Lineage: Eukaryota; Metazoa; Chordata; Mammalia; Rodentia; Sciuridae
Product: endogenous retrovirus group K member 113 Gag polyprotein-like
Exons: 2
Coding region: 234-1178 (314 amino acids)
Biological process (GO): viral process
Molecular function (GO): structural molecule activity
Source: RefSeq, a predicted model, not a curated record
GGGAUCCGCGAUCAAAGCGGGGUUAGUCCCAGGUAAGUGGGAUCCGCGACCAAAGCGGGGCAGCUCCUCUGUAAAGAAAGAGAGAGCAUUACAUUUUAUUGCAGCUGCACUGUGUACUUUCGCUUUUGUUUUCUGUGUUUCUUUUGUUGUUGUGACGACAGGGAUGCUCCCCUGUAAAAGGAAGAGAGCGGGGACUUUUGUACUUUCACUUUCUUUAUAGCUCUAAAAACAUUAUGGGCGUUGCUUCUUCAAGCCCUAUUUUGUUGGCCCUAGAUGUGUUGUUACAUUCAAAAGGACUUAAGAUAAAGCAGAGUACUUUGCAGAUGUUUUUAAGAGAAGCUGAUAUAGCGGCUCCUUGGUUUGCUUUUUCAGGGAGUCUUAUGGUUCCCAGCUGGGACAAAUUAGGGAAAGAUCUAAAUUUCGCUCAUGAGCAAGGUACCUUGCAGGGUGGCAUUAUACCACUUUGGAAGUUAGUUAGAGGAUGUAUAACAGAUGGUAAAUGCCAGGAAGCUGUGAGUGAGGGUCAAGCUAUUCUUGAGCAACUGCAUGAGGAAAAAUCUGAAGGAUCAUGUAGUGAAGUGGCAGAGAGUAUUAAAAGUAACAGUAGUGAGAAGGCAAAAGAGCCUGAAGAUAAAAAUAGGAGAAGGCUCUACCCAGACUUGACCGAAUUAAAAACGCCUGAGAACACAAGCGACUCAGAGAGUUCUGAGGACCUUGAUAUAUUGUUACAACAACUACAUAAGAUAAAAAUGAAAAAGAAGAAAAAGGAGACACAGGGCACGCAGGCCUACUGUAAGAAGGGGAAGGGAGUUAACAUCGGUCAACAAAACUCUGAGGAGGAGGAGGUAGAAUAUCUAGAAGAAGAUAUGGUGCCGAUUGCCCCACCUCCGUAUGUGGGGGGGAGCCAAGGUUCCGGGAGAUCUUUUCAUGCACAAGUUUGGAGGACAGUUAAUACAGAUAUGGGACUUGCAUACCCUGUAUUUCAGGACAAUAACAGGGAAAGAUAUCAUGAGCCUUUAGACUUUAAGAUAAUUAAAACCUUGGCAGAAUCUGUCCGCACUUAUGGCAUAGAUGCCGCUUUCACUCUCACUCAGGUGGAGGGACUUACUAGAUUUUGCAUGACUCCCUCAGAUUGGGCUAGUCUAGUCCGCGCUUGUGUUUCCCCAGGGAAAUAUUAGGAGUCCAAAGUUGGCUGUUUAAUGUUUCUGGCAGUACCCAAGACUCAGAGCGAGGUAGGAGGCUUAAAAUUUCUACAAAUAAUUCACAAUUAUCUAAUGCUACAUUACCCUCUGCAACAGUCUGUCUCCAAUCUCCGUUCCUGUUUCUUUUGGCUAAUGAUACAUUACAGGGGAUGCUUAAUUGCUCUAAUAUUACCUGUUAUUUGUCUGAGUGUUGGAAUGGAUCCUGGCCUAUGGCAGUGGUUAUGAAAAUUCCAACUUUUGUCCCGAUCCCGGUUACUGCAGAUCCAGAGUCAUUUCCUAUUGUUGAACUGAUUAGAGCCCAUAGAGAUUUUGGAAUUACGGCAGCUAUAGUGACAGCUAUGGCGGUAUCUGCUGCUGCAGCAGUUACAGCUGGAGUAGCCAUGGCCAGCCAGGUUCAAACUGCUGCCACUAUUAAUCAGGUUAUUCAACAAACAUCCACCAUACUUAAAUCUCAAAGUAAAAUUAAUCAACACAUUUUAUCUGGGAUUCUGGCUGCUAAUCAAAGGAUAGAUCUACUUCAAGCUCAAGUUGAGGAAUUGUCUGAUCUAGUACAUUUGGGUUGUAUUGAUCAACGUGCACAUUUAUGUAUAACCUCUGUCAGAUUUUAUGAUUCCAGAAAUGCCUCCCGCAUCAUCGGGGAGUAUCUAUCCGGAACCUGGUCCAUGGAAGCAGAAAACUUGAUCCAGUCUCAACUAACUCAGAUUGCUGUUUUGAACAGUACCCGUGUCGAUCCCGUGACUUUGGGGUGCUGUCAACUUGUUUGUCGUUAUAAACAGCCACAGUUCAGCCUCAGCUAUCCCCCUUCGUCCACCAUCGUCACGAUACAGGAUGCGAGGCAAGGCACUACACUUGAGUGAUCCUUGACGUGGACCUCAAGGAGAGCAUGUCCUAUUGCAUGCGGGUUAGACGCGUCCACGCCCCGCCCCACAA